This is a messenger RNA of Chiroxiphia lanceolata (lance-tailed manakin), 857 nucleotides long. RefSeq names its product DPY30 domain-containing protein 1-like. Bases 224 to 637 code for a protein of 137 amino acids. The record is from RefSeq and is a predicted model, not a curated record. NCBI's taxonomy places the organism in Eukaryota, Metazoa, Chordata, Aves, Passeriformes, Pipridae. Gene Ontology annotation, cellular component: Set1C/COMPASS complex. The transcript has 8 exons.
CUCCGGGGGAAGACGAGCAGCUACAGCGCGGCACCAGAAGCAAAGAGGCACUCACAGCUCGCCCCGGACUCGCCGCGUCAGGAGCCGCCGUGAAGGCAGAGGGUGGCACGGAAUUCACACCCCGGCCACCGCGCCCAGGGCAGUGCCAAGAGCCUGGAUUCUCUACCCUGCCAGGGCUGCGCCAAAGGGAUUAAGCGCCCUUGGCAGUAAAGGAAAGAUUUGGAUGGAGUCUCAGUAUCUGAAGCAAUGCCUGGGAGAUUGCUUGAAAAAGGGAUUGGCAGAGGUUGUAGAGCAUCGGCCAGCAGAUCCAAUAGAGUAUCUUGCACAUUGGAUUUAUCGUUACAGAAGAAACUUAGAUGAAGGAGAAAAGAGAAUGUUGGAGAGUGCUGAGCUGGAACGAGAACGGGAGGCAGCACUAGCAGAGCUUGAAAUAUUAAGAAAAAGGGAGGAAGAAGAGCGAAUGAUCCAGCAGAAACUUGAAGAACAACGUCAGGCUGAGUUGGAGCAAGAGCGUGAGAAGGCUGAGUUGGAGCAAGAACGUGAGAAGCUGGAACUGCAGAGUGAAGAAGACAACGUGCAGUUGCAGCAGGAAGAUCAAAAGAUGAACUUACAGAUAGACCUGGAACACCUGAUUUGACCAAAGCUGAGGAGGAGCUCGAUCAGAGUGGAGAGCCCGAGGGUAAAACAGACCUCACAGCAGAAGCAGAAGAAAGUUCUGAACUGACCUGAAAGCAUUGUAGCUAGCAUGGCUGACUUGGAGGAAGAAAACUGCAACUGAAAUGAGAGCAACAAAUAGAUUUUCUGCUUAUUCCACAUGAUACUUGAAGUGUAACCAUAAUAAAUACAGAUAAAAUUAA